AUUUUAUUAUGUUUUAUUCAGAAAACAAACCGCUUACAAAUACAUAAAUUUGCUUAGCUAAAGUGUAGUUGGUCAAAGCCUAUAGUAUAGUUUCGUUAUGUCCGUCUGUCUGUCUGUCCGAGGUUUUUCUUGGAAGCUAUUGUGACCAUGGAAAUCACUUUUUGAUCACGUGAUCGUCUGGUCUUCUCAUAACGUGAAAGCCAAGCCCUAUAAAUGAUGUAAGCCUUUAUUGCUCAAGGCUGAUUGCUGAUACAUUUGUACGUGAUAAUUCAAUUUACUGCUGUACAUUUUAUUACGCACGUUUCGCGACUUUGAUUGUUUCUUUAAAUUUUAUUGAGUUUUAUGACAAUAUGGCAUUUAAAAGAAUCAUCAAUAUCUUCAAGAUUGCUGAAAACGUGUGAUUAUGAAAUCAAAUUACAACUAAACGGUACGAAUUAUUAUGAGGCAACAAUUUUCAUUUAGGAUUCAAGGACGACCUUUUCAAAUAAGUAAUAAAACAUAAGUUGAGUCAUCUUAAUAUUUUGUGCAGGUACCUACUUAGUUCCUUAGUUUUAAGUACUGCGAGAAUAAACAAACAUGUAUCUUCAUUAUGUCUCAUCUGUAACUAUGCAAGCCAAACAGUCCAAAACAUAUCCUAUAGUUAUCGACAACACUGUGAUAACGAUUAAGAUAAGUACAAUCAAACGUCCCAGCAUCAGAUCUGGUAAACCCGUCAGAAUGUUUAAGUUUUUAUUUUGUUAUGUGCUUCUCAUUGUGCUAAAAUGUGGACAAGCACAAGUGUUGCAGUUUGGGACGUGUCCAGAAGUGAAUCCUGUGGAGUAUUUUGCUUUGGAGAAGUUCCUAGGAACAUGGUACGUAAUCGAGCGGUUCCCAGCCUGGUUUGAGAACGACGGGCACUGCGCGUACAAACGCAUCCAAGUCUGCGGCAGACGGAUCGAGAUUGAGCACGUGUAUGUCAGAGAUGACAUCCAGUAUGUACUGCACGUGAACAGCACUUACAAUCCUGGAGACCAGGCUGUGUUUAGGAUUGAGAAGAAUAAUAUUGACCCAGUGGGAAUCCCCAUAUCAGUGGUAGCGACGGACUACACGAACUAUGCCAUUCUGUACGGGUGUCAAGUGAACAAGCUCAUGAAUAUCAAGUAUACUCUUGCCUGGAUCCUCUCCCGAGAAGCCAGCCUGCCUGCCGCGAUCAUGGAAGCUGCCAGAACCACCCUCAAUGACAUCCCGUACACCAGCCCUGGAUACUUGGAGAAGGUGUACCAUGACCCUUAUCAGUGCGCGAGUCAGUGGACAGCGCACGUGCAUGCUGUCAAUUUGACUGAUGCUGGCGAUUAUUAGGUUCAAUAAAUUAUAGUUUUUAUUAUAA
Molecule: messenger RNA, 1366 nt
Organism: Ostrinia furnacalis (Asian corn borer)
Lineage: Eukaryota; Metazoa; Arthropoda; Insecta; Lepidoptera; Crambidae
Product: lopap
Exons: 4
Coding region: 577-1338 (253 amino acids)
Biological process (GO): lipid metabolic process; response to reactive oxygen species
Cellular component (GO): cytoplasm
Molecular function (GO): pigment binding
Source: RefSeq, a predicted model, not a curated record